Leguminivora glycinivorella is the source of this 1139-nucleotide messenger RNA. RefSeq names its product retinol dehydrogenase 11-like. The record is from RefSeq and is a predicted model, not a curated record. The transcript has a single exon. NCBI's taxonomy places the organism in Eukaryota, Metazoa, Arthropoda, Insecta, Lepidoptera, Tortricidae. Bases 88 to 1023 code for a protein of 311 amino acids.
UAUUUUGUUUGUUUGACUCGACUCGUGCCGUGCAUCCAAGGUGGACAGACGUGUUGCAAGCUCGGACAAACUAUCAGAACAAUCGCUAUGAUUACAUAUUUAGCGGGCGUUUUCCUAGCAUUUAUAACAUACAAAGUUUACAGUAAAUUGACAGCAAGAAAAUGUACAUGCAAAACAAAACUUAAUAACAAAGUGGUCAUCGUGACUGGCUCAAAUACAGGAAUCGGAUUCGAAACAGCAAAAGACCUCGCCCGGCGCGAAGCUAAGGUCAUACUCGCUUGCAGAGACCAAGCGAAGGGCAUCAGAGCGAGAGACGAUAUUAUAAAGGUCACCGGCAAUCGCAAUGUUGUUUACAAACAACUGGACCUGGCGUCGUUCAAGUCGGUGCGGACUUUUGUUUCGCAAAUUCUCGAGACUGAGACCCAUGUCCACAUCCUUAUAAACAACGCCGGUACCGGGAAAUUAGACAAUUCACUAACUGAAGAUAAGCUUCCUGUAGAAAUGCAAAUCAACCAUUUCGGUCCCUUUCUUCUAACGAAACUGCUUCUACCAAUGAUAAAAUCUUCGUCACCGAGCCGGAUAAUAAAUGUGUCCUCCUUAAUGCAUCGCUAUGGUACAAUAGACUUGGAUAAUAUCCACAAGCCGGCAAAAAGCUGGCUUCAGCAUUCCCGAGUGUACUCCAACUCUAAGCUGGCCAACGUGCUGUUUACGAAGAAGCUGAGCCGCGAGCUGUCGGGCGCGGGGGUGGGGGUGGCCGUCAAUUGCCUGCACCCGGGCGCCGUCAGCACCGAUAUAUUUCGCCACCAACCAGCACUUUCCAGAUUUUUAAUUAGUCUCGUUUUUAAAACACCGGAAGAGGGAGCUCAAACCACUAUUCACCUGGCCGUAUCGCCGGAAUUAGGUGACGUCACGGGGAAAUACUUUUCAGAUUGCAAUGAAACGGCAUCCUCCUGCCGCUCCGAAGAUAAGAAACUCGCUGACAAGCUGUGGGAGCUUUCAGACAAACUUACCAAAGAAAAAUAAUCACGUUUUAAUUACGACAAACAGUGUUUUAGAAGGACUAUGGACUACUAAUUAGAAGAGUUAAACUUAUGUUUUGUAGUGGAUGCCAAAAUAAAGACGAUUUUGUGAAUUUUGUA